Molecule: messenger RNA, 1310 nt
Organism: Saprolegnia diclina VS20
Lineage: Eukaryota; Oomycota; Saprolegniomycetes; Saprolegniales; Saprolegniaceae
Exons: 2
Coding region: 200-1240 (346 amino acids)
Source: RefSeq, a predicted model, not a curated record
CGCGGUUCGAGCGUCGAUCGCCGUACGCGUCCCAAGUGCGCUGCAUCCUCGAUUCGACUGUUUACAGAGUGGGCGCGAGCAAAGAGAGGUGUGGAAGCGCCCAAAGAGGCAGUGUCUUUGCCAAAAGGCACUGGCUUUUCCACCCGCUGGCUCGUCACGAGGCAGGUGGCACCGAGAUCAUUUUACAUUUUACAAAUUGAUGCCGACGAUCGACACGACCUUUGCUGCCGAGGCACCGGCGUGGCGCACGCGGCUCGUCGACAAGCUCCACAAUGUGAUUCAGAGUUCGCCCAGCAGCCGCGACGCCGACUUGCGCUUUGAGGGAUUCCGCCCGCUCGCACCCACGUCCGACGGCGUCCAGCGCUACAAGCGCAAGGCGCGGCAACACUAUUCGCGUUUUGACGAAGUCGUCGGCGUGAGCUCGUCGCCCGGGCACUUUAACUCUAUCGCGCGCCUCCUCUUCAACGUUGAAACCUCAACGUGGCAAGCGCAUCUGCGACACAUGCACGGCACGCGGUACGUCGACGGCGCCGUUCUCGCGGUGCUUGCCUCGCACACGGAUGCCCACAACGACUUUCAGUGGUUUGGCGUCAAGCGCCAGACGCUCCAGCUCGCGAUUGAUGGCGUGCUAUUCACUCGGCCCCGCGACGCUAUCUUUUACGAGUUUUGCGGCACGACCAAGGACCGAGAAGGCCAGCGUGUCUUUUUCAUUGUGCGCGAGUCGAUUGACGUGACGCACGACAUGCCCAAUGCGUCGGGCGUCCGGCUGCAGCUCAACGAGUGGGUUCUCAUCACCGAGCGCCACGACGGCGGCCUCGAGGCGGUCCAGUACUACCACGCCGACCCGGGGGGGCACACCCCCGCGUUCCUCUUCCAGCGCCAUGCGCUCAAGCAACUCUCUUUUGGCCCACGCGUGCGCGCCCUCGCAAGCAAGCUAGCUGUCGCGACAGACCAAGACAAUGCUCAACAACCAAGCCCCGCGGCAAAACCCAAGGCGCUCGACGCACGGCCCAGCGGCAUACGGGACAGCGCCGCGACGGAAGCGUCUUCGAUGGGCCGCGCGUCGGCGGCGAUGGUCGACGACAUGCGCCGCGUGCAAGAAGCCAUCUCGGAGCAGCGCAACUUGGUGCACAUGCUGCACAUGCGCAUGACGAUUCAGUCCAUGGCGAGUACGUUGCGAAGCAGUGAGCGUCUCUUGUACGAACAAGACACUCUGGACGAGCUCGACAUUAGUAUUUAAAUCGAAUGAACCCGUUGCGGUGCAGUGACGAAAGAUGUACCGCAAUUACAAGUUAACGUGCACGACGCCC